Messenger RNA from Sesamum indicum (sesame), 2326 nucleotides. Its product is annotated as putative inactive receptor kinase At1g48480. Lineage: Eukaryota; Viridiplantae; Streptophyta; Magnoliopsida; Lamiales; Pedaliaceae. Gene Ontology annotation, molecular function: protein kinase activity; ATP binding; protein binding. The record is from RefSeq and is a predicted model, not a curated record. Gene Ontology annotation, biological process: protein phosphorylation.
CCACAAGAAAAGACAGAACAGACACAUCUGUCACUACUCACUUUAUCUCUCACAACUGCACAUACAUACAGACAGACAUAAAUCACUCAACCAACAAAAUUGCACACCAGAACUCACCACCCAACCAAAUGAUUCUCCGCCCUUACUCCUCCGCCUCCUCCUCCUCCACCCACCCCACCUCACAUUAACCCAUAAACAAACUUCAACUCACCCCCCAAGAAAACGCAUUUACUACAACUCCCACCAAUGCUGCUUCUCCUCCUCCUCUUCCUGGGCCUCCUUUCCCCCGCCGCCUUCUCAGAUCUUUCCACCGACAGGGCCGCGCUCUUGGCUCUGCGGGCCGCCGUCGGUGGCCGCACUUUGUUUUGGAACACAAACCUGACCACCCCAUGCAACUGGCAAGGUGUUCAAUGUGAGAAUAACCGCGUUACCGUUCUUCGCCUCCCCGCUUCUUCUCUCUUCGGGACUCUCCCAGCCGACACUCUCUCCAACUUGACCGCUCUCCGCACCCUCAGCCUCCGCCUCAACCACCUCUCCGGGCCCCUGCCCGGAGACCUCUCCCAACUCUCCCAACUUCGAAAUCUUUAUCUUCAGGGGAACCAGUUCACCGAGUCCGUCCCGGAUUUUCUUUUCUCUCUUCAUUCUCUCGUGCGGUUGAAUCUUGCCUCCAACAAUUUUUCAGGUGAAAUUCCAUCUGGGUUUAACAAUUUGACUCGUUUGCGUACGCUUUUCUUGGAGAACAACCAGUUUAGUGGGAGUUUGCCGGAUAUUGAGCUUCCUAAUCUUGAUCAGUUUAAUGUUUCUUUUAAUAAUUUAAAUGGGUCUGUGCCGAAAGGGCUUGCGGGAAAGCCCAAGAAUGCGUUUUUGGGAACUUUGCUUUGUGGGAAGCCCCUUGAUAGUGUUUGUGCCGACAAUGCUGGUGAAUCUCCGGCUGCGUCUCCCUCGGGAAGCGCAAAUGGGAGCGGAAAUUCGGGGAAAAGUGAGAAAAAGAAGUUGUCCGGUGGCGCAAUUGCUGGAAUUGUGAUUGGAUCUGUUGUUGGGUUGAUUUUAUUGCUGCUGCUUUUGUUUAUUUUGUGUAGGAAGAGGAGCGGAAACAAGGCCAGGUCUGUGGAUGUGGCGGCAAUCAAGAAUCAAGAAAAUGAGGCUGGCGAAAAGCCGGCUGCAGAAGCGGAGAAUGCUGGAAUGAACAACGGUUUUUCGGUGGCUGCAGCAGCAGCUGCUGCGAUGAGUGCGAAUGGGAGUACAAAGGGCGAAAAUCCAGCAAAUUCCGCUGCUGCUGCCGCCAAGAAGUUGGUAUUUUUUGGGAACGCUCCAAGGGUCUUUGACUUGGAGGAGUUGUUGAGAGCAUCGGCUGAGGUUUUGGGGAAGGGGACUUUUGGGACAGCGUAUAAGGCGGUAUUGGAAGUGGGCACUGUGGUAGCUGUGAAGAGGUUAAAGGAUGUGACGAUUUCAGAGAGGGAGUUCAAGGAGAAAAUUGAAGGGGUUGGAGCUAUGGAUAAUGAGAAUUUGGUUCCUCUGAGGGCUUACUACUACAGUAGGGAGGAGAAGCUUCUUGUCUAUGACUACAUGCCAAUGGGAAGCCUGUCUGCACUCCUACAUGGAAACAAAGGAGCUGGUAGGACACCGUUAAAUUGGGAAAUCAGGACCAGGAUUGCCCUUGGAGCUGCCCGAGGUAUCGAAUACCUGCAUUUCCAAGGUCAUAGUGUUUCCCAUGGGAACAUUAAAUCAUCAAACAUCCUGCUCACGAAGUCCUACGAUGCUCGAGUCUCGGAUUUCGGACUCAACCACCUAGUUGGACCUCCGUCCUCUCCCACAAGAGUUGCUGGCUACCGUGCACCAGAAGUGACUGAUCCCCGCAAGGUUUCCCAGAAGGCCGACGUUUACAGCUUAGGCGUGUUGCUCUUAGAGCUCCUGACAGGGAAAGCGCCCACUCAUGCCCUCUUGAACGAAGAAGGAGUAGACCUGCCGAGAUGGGUUCAGUCAGUCGUUCGAGAGGAGUGGACUUCUGAAGUUUUUGAUCUCGAGCUCCUGAGGUACCAGAACGUGGAGGACGAAAUGGUGCAACUCUUGCAACUCGGAAUCGACUGCACGGCUCAGUACCCUGACAAUCGGCCCUCGAUCUCUGAAGUGGCAAGGCGCAUCGAAGAGCUUCGUCGUUCAAGCUUGCGUGACAAUCAAGACCAGCCCGACCACGUCCGCGAAACAGAUUAGAAGGUGUAGAAGUCAUUUAAGUUGUGUGCCAUCUCUGAACUAAGGAAACACCUCCCAACAACUCAAUGCUGUCUGAAAAUUUUUAUCUUCUUAAGCCUGUUGUAUUUGUUUGUUA